CCGACUUGCACUCUUUCUUGAAUCUUGGCCUUCAUACCGUAAAUGCACUUCUCAAAACAGAAAACAGGCAGUUGUGUUACUGUCUUUGCUGUUUAUAGUGUUAGUCCAGCUCCCAUCAUGGUUGUCAUUGUAUAUUAGACAUGUGGAGAAAGCAGGGUGGAGGGUAGCACGCCAGGGACCUAAAUUAACUUGGCGCGGACUCUAUUGACAUGUCCCUCGAGCUAUAGUGAACAAUGGACGACACACCUCGCGAACGUCAGGAGAACGAAUUAGCUGUUUUGCAGUCAAUAUUACUCGAAGAUUGUUUCUUGCGUCGUGCUGUCGAGCCCAGUCAAACGAAGAGUUACCGAGAUGUCACUGCCAAAGCUGACGACAACGAGGAUGAUGUGGCCUGCGCUGCUGGUGCCACACCGCGGCUCUCCCUGUCCGACCUCUCUCCGACGGAGCGUAUUUGCUAUCGCGUGCGCUUGGAACCGCAGCAAAGCAAAACCGGUGCUGAUGUUCAUGCUUGCAUUGAUCUAGAUGUGGAGCUGCCUGAGGCCUACCCGAACAGCCCACCAGUGCUGAAGCUCUUGAACGCCAAGGGAGUUCCCAAAGACAAGGUCACAGCCAAGGAGGAAGAGCUGAAGAAGCUGACGCUCGAUCAAUUAGGAGAAGAGGUCAUCUUUAGUCUUGUUCAAGACAUUCAGACCUGGCUCAUUGAGUUCAACCGUCCCCAGCUGUCCUUCUACGAGCAGAUGAUAGCCAGCAAACUGCAACAGGAGCGCCUGGAACAGGAGGAGCAGGAGCGUCAAUUGCGUGAAGAACAGCUGGAGAUCGAGCGGCGGCAGGCAAUCGAGCAACAGCAAAUCAAGGAUGAGCUAAAUCGUCGGGAGGAGGAGCGCAAGAAGCUGAAGGACAGCAAGCGUCAUGGUGAUAGUCCCGUCAAGGACAAGCCAGUGAAGACUGUAUCCAUCUGCUCGAAUGUCCAGACUCUUGUCUUCUCGACUGACGAGGACAGUUCCGCGCAGUCGUCACCCUCCAUCCGACGCCCAUCUGAUCGUCCCUCUCAGGAUCUGCCGCCACUCGCUCGAACCAUGGCUCAGCCGACGCCGUCGUCGUCAGUCGGCGACUCCGGCCUCCGCUCGGACUGCAUUGGUAACUUUGACAACGUCACCAUCGGACGCGGCCUUGGGCGCAGUUGCAGCAUGGGUUGCAGGACAUGCGUAGCCAUGACAACGCACGGCGAGGUCGUCUGUCUGUGUCAGUGGCAACUGCAGUGUCGCAGCGGUGGCAAGCGUUCCGAGGCAGCGUCCAACUUCCCACCGGGGGUGAUGAGACGCCUCAGACAGGUGGUUAGUAUAGAGCAAGAGCUAAUGAAAUGGCAGGCAGUAAGCCACUGCAACCUUGUUCACUAUCUCGGCAUGCGGCACUGGCAGGACGCGGGCGAAAUGGAUCUCGUACACAUUGAAGUGAUGAAGGAGUAUGUCAGUGGUGGUUCUCUGGCCAAGCAUCUGGAGAACAUGACCACCAAUGUGUUCCAGGGCGAACUACUUAAUUCAUGCUCUGAGCAGCUUCUCAGUGCGGUGGCGUACCUGCACAGUCAGAAUAUCGUGCAUCGGCAAAUCCAGCUGACGAACGUUUUCCUUGACGACGCUGGCAAGAUACGCUUAUCGGACUACUCCAUCAUGAGACGAAUUGGAGAUCUAUUCAAGAGUCUAACAUCAGAAGACAUCGGGAAGUCCGUGGCCGUACCCUGCAAUCCACCCUCAUUCGAACCUCUCCCCAGCAAGAAAGGAGAUGUCUUCCGUAUGGGUCUCACGUUGCUGGCCCUCUCGCAAGGCGACUCCAAACUGGAUUACAACGGGUCGUUCCCGACGGCCGUUCACGUGUCGCUGGCAUUCAAGGAGUUCAUAGAGCGAUGUCUGGAUACUGACGAUCGGUUACGCCCGUCAGCUCGAGAACUCGUCGAAAUGUACUUUUCGAAGGAUGCACAGCAGCCUCCCAACACUCUGACGCUGCGAAGUGGCAAUCCAUCUCCGCCGACCGUUGGCUCUCCCGGUUUCUAUCAGGACCCACUACCUAACUUCUCAGCAAUGCAGCGCUCGCGUCUCAUGACUGAAUUCGACUAUGUGGAAAUGCUGGGCAGUGGCGGCUUCGGCGAUGUCUUCAAGGUUCGCAACAAGCUGGAUGGCUGUGCAUAUGCAAUCAAGCGAAUUCGUCUGGAGAGGCGGCACGCGCCAUUCAACAGCAAGAUUAGCCGAGAGGUCAAGCUGCUGUCUCGUCUGAACCAUGAGAACGUUGUGCGGUAUUAUAAUUCAUGGAUCGAGACACAACUGGAGGAUACAUCACCGUGGGGCCUGCCACUCAAUCGGGAUAGCGACGACGAUGAGGAGGACGACGAUGACGAUAGCUUUGACGUGCAGAGCGGUAGCCGCAGCGACAGCCACAGCACGUCCAGUGAGAGCACCGGGAAAAGCGGCAUAUCGUUCAGAUCCACCUUUCGCCCAAAGGAUCUUCUGUCACGUGGUAGCUCGUCCAGUGUUGCUAUGUCGGUGUCUGAAAGCAGUGGGGCUGGCAAUGAUUCCAAUCAAGAAGAUAUCUUUGACUUGUCGUUUGGGGAAGAUGAAAAAGACUACUCCAACAUCAGCAGCAGGAGUAAGGCCAAGAUGGAGUCAUCAAACUCCGAUGAAUCUGUCAUCUUUGGUAACAAUGGUGCCCAAAAGGGCGCUAAGGAGGAUGAAUUUGAAGAUGACGACGAUGACGUCAAGUUUGCCGACGACGAGUGUCCCAACGAUUUGUCCAUGCCCAAGUUUUUGUACAUACAGAUGGAGUAUUGUGAACAGAGUACCCUGCGUGACGUGAUCGACAAGCAGAACCUCUUCAGGGAUCCCAGCCGUGUUUGGCGACUAUUCCGAGAGCUGGUUGACGGCAUUGCUCAUAUACACGAGCAGGCCAUGAUCCACCGGGACCUGAAGCCACCGAAUGUCUUCCUCGACUCAAGCGACCGCAUCAAGAUCGGUGACUUUGGCCUGGCUACGACUCACUCUCAUUCCAUGCGGCAAAACAGCUUUUUUGGCCCAUCUUUGAAUAGUGGAUCCAAUUCGCCCAUGUCCGAAGAAGCUGCCGGAUCAGGUAGCAUGACCAGCAGAGUGGGCACAGCACUGUACAUAGCACCGGAGUUGAACUCAGUGCCUCGCUAUACACAGAAAGUCGAUAUCUACAGUCUGGGUAUCAUUUUCUUCGAGAUGUGCACGCCGCCUGUGCAGACCGCCAUGGAACGCAUGAAGACGCUCAGCGGGCUCAGAUCAGAGGACCUCAUCUUUCCAGCCUCGUUCGAUGAAAGUGCCAUGGAAAAGCAGGCUCACUUGGUGCGGUGGAUGUUGAAGCACAACCCUCACAAGCGACCCAGCGCCCGGGAUCUGCAGCAGAGUGACUUUCUGCCAAUCACCAUGGAGGAUAAGGAGAUGAAAGAGGUUCUGCGCCACACUCUGGCAUCAACCAACUCCACUAGGUAUCGUGAGCUGAUGUCGUCAUUGUUCAGCCAGCCGACAGAUUCGGUUGUCGACUUUACGUACGACCUGGACCUUCACAAGGGAUCUGGCACAAUAACAGCUUCCCUGCAUCAUACUGACGUUCAAGAUCGACUAACAAAGAUCUUUAGACGACACGGUGCAGUGAUAGUGAGUACUCCCCAGCUGACUCCGUACCACUCGUCGUCAACUCCGGAGUCGGUCAUGUGCCUGAUGGAUCGUCACGGCGGUCUGGUCACGCUGCAACACGACCUGCGAUCAUCGUUUGCGCGCUCAGUGGCCAGGAACGACAUCCAGCAUCUGAAACGGUUUAUGAUUGGCAAAGUGUUCCGUGACAAGAAGGUCCGUGGUGCUCACCCGCUAGAAAUCUAUGAGUGUGCAUUCGAUAUCGUCACUCCAACACCGGGCCAGUUGCUGUCAGAUGCAGAAGUUAUAUUCUCUGUAUUUGAAGUCAUUCAAGAAUUUGACCAUCUUCACGAUCGAGCAGCUUGCAGCGGCUUUACUCACGCGGCGUAGCGAUCUCUAGCCGAGGAACAGCGGCGGAACCAUGUUGUGCACAUCUCUUGGGCAUGUUCUCUACCUCAACCACACAUCCAUGGCACAGGCGCUGCUGAGACACUGCUCCGUGCCACAGAGCCAGUUUGCAGCAGUGUUUGCCGUGCUGUUCGACGUG
Messenger RNA from Sycon ciliatum, 4185 nucleotides. Its product is annotated as eIF-2-alpha kinase GCN2-like. The record is from RefSeq and is a predicted model, not a curated record. Gene Ontology annotation, biological process: protein phosphorylation. Gene Ontology annotation, molecular function: protein binding; ATP binding; protein kinase activity. Gene Ontology annotation, cellular component: cytoplasm; nucleus. The coding region runs from base 234 to 4028 and encodes 1264 amino acids. The transcript has 35 exons. Lineage: Eukaryota; Metazoa; Porifera; Calcarea; Leucosolenida; Sycettidae.